This is a messenger RNA of Hydractinia symbiolongicarpus, 1640 nucleotides long. Its product is annotated as elongation factor 1-alpha-like. The transcript is spliced from 4 exons. The coding region runs from base 133 to 1530 and encodes 465 amino acids. NCBI's taxonomy places the organism in Eukaryota, Metazoa, Cnidaria, Hydrozoa, Anthoathecata, Hydractiniidae. Gene Ontology annotation, molecular function: GTPase activity; GTP binding; translation elongation factor activity. Gene Ontology annotation, biological process: translational elongation; translation. The record is from RefSeq and is a predicted model, not a curated record.
UGCAAAACCAUAUAUGGUUCUAGUUUCGUCAUCGUUUCCAGUCCCCGCGCAUAAAGAGCCAGUAUGACACGAGUUCGCCCUUUCUAACUUGUACGUUCUCAUCGUUCACAUUCGAAGAGAUCCCACGUCAAAAUGGCACCAAAGGCUGCGGAUAAAAUCCACAUCAACAUUGUUGUAAUCGGUCAUGUUGACUCUGGCAAAUCGACCAGUACUGGUCACUUAAUUUAUAAAUGUGGUGGUAUCGAUAAAAGAACCAUCGAAAAAUUCGAAAAGGAAGCCCAAGAAAUGGGAAAAGGCUCCUUUAAAUAUGCUUGGGUCUUGGAUAAAUUAAAGGCCGAGCGUGAACGUGGUAUUACAAUUGACAUUGCUUUAUGGAAAUUUACAACAAAAAAAUUUGAAGUAACAAUCAUUGAUGCCCCAGGACAUCGUGAUUUUAUUAAGAACAUGAUUACUGGUACAUCACAAGCUGAUUGUGCUGUGCUUAUUAUUGCUGCAAGUACUGGUGAAUUUGAGGCUGGUAUUUCCAAGAAUGGUCAAACUCGAGAACAUGCUCUCUUAGCAUACACUUUAGGUGUGAAACAAUUGAUUGUUGGUGUCAACAAAAUUGAUAAUACUGAACCGCCUUACAGUGAAAGUCGAUUCAAUGAAAUUAAAAAAGAAGUUGAAGGUUAUGUGAAGAAAGUUGGUUACAAUCCCAAAGCUGUUGCUUUUGUCCCAAUUUCUGGCUGGCAUGGUGAUAACAUGAUCGAACCAUCAACCAAUAUGGGUUGGUACAAAGGAUGGAAUGUUGAAUCAAAAGCAGGAAAAGCAUCUGGUAAAACCUUACUUGAAGCCUUAGAUAGCAUCACUCCACCAGAAAGACCAAGUAACAAGCCCCUUCGACUUCCACUUCAAGAUGUGUAUAAAAUUGGUGGCAUUGGAACUGUCCCUGUUGGUCGUGUAGAAACUGGUGUAUUGUCCCCUGGUAUGAUCGUUACAUUUGCCCCUGCCAAUGUAACCACUGAGGUCAAAUCUGUAGAAAUGCACCACGAAUCCUUAACUGAAGCACAUCCAGGUGAUAAUGUUGGUUUUAAUGUCAAAAAUGUGUCUAUCAAGGAUAUCAAACGUGGUAUGGUUGCGUCUGACAGCAAAAAUGAUCCAGCCAAAGAAGCCAAAACCUUUUAUGCACAGGUCAUCAUUCUCAAUCAUCCAGGUGAGAUUCAUGCUGGUUACCAACCUGUUUUGGAUUGCCACACUGCUCACGUUGCCUGCAAAUUUACAGAAUUAAAGCAGAAAUGUGAUAGACGAAGUGGUAAAGUUUUAGAAGAAAAUCCCAAAAUGGUUAAAUCUGGUGAUGCUGCUAUGGUUACUUUGACUCCUUCUAAGCCUAUGUGUGUUGAAGCUUUCUCUGACUACCAGCCAUUGGGUCGUUUUGCUGUACGUGACAUGAGACAAACUGUUGCUGUUGGAGUUAUCAAGAGUGUUGAAAAGGCCGAUGCUACUGGUAAAAUGACAAAAUCAGCUCAAAAGGCUACCGGAAAAAAGAAGUGACCUAUGAAAAUUAAAUACUGCAUAAUGUUAUUCCGAACUAAAAUAUUUCAUCGAAAACAUUUGAGGAGGAAAAACAUGUAAAUUCUGUCAAAUGAAAAAAUUGGAGUUAA